AAAAUUGCAAAACUAUUAGAUUCUUGCAGGUUCUGGAACAGAGCAUAUUUAUUGAUAGAAUUUGCAAAAACGAUAGUAGCAGCUAGUUCCGCGCUCUUUAGUGAAGAUGUUCAAUUUUCUCAUGUCUCAUUCGUAAACAACAGAGUACCCGGGCGUUAUGCAUUACAGCAUUACACUCGUUCGUAAACAACAGGGUACCCCGAGUCCUUGCUUUCUGUUUAUUUUUUAUCAGGUAUUCCUUCGUGGCCUUCAUAUUCGUUUCGUUGGGAUACAUACAUCGACGUCUAAAGAAAAUUUUCAAGUCUCGUCUUCUAUAUCAAGUGUAAUUGUUUUUUCUUAUAAGAAAUCCGCAAAAAAGAAUCUAUGAAUAAUCCCAAUCCGAUUUAUAGCAGUGAAAACUUAAAGGAUUUAGCCGCAUUAUAUGGAAAACCAUCACAGGCAAGGACCUCCAACCAACCGGGCGCUAGCAACAUCUCAAGAGAUUUCUUAAUGAAAAUGAAUAAUUUGGACCACGUUAAGAAUUUCUACCCGGAAAACUAUAAAUUGGAUUUGUCGGAAACCAUGAAGGCAGCCUUGUCGAAAGGUGGUUGUCCGGGCUCAGCGCCAGGUGCAGGUCCAUCGGGUGUGGGUGGUAUGUCGGCGCCACCAUCGGCCACAGUGGGAGCCCAUGGAGCUGCGGAUAUACCAGCCGGGGGCAAUCCUGGCUUGUCGGGCUCUGGUUAUGUGACUGAGAAAUUGUAUAUGUUGUUGCAGUUGUAUUUGCAAAACAAAGGUUGGAAUCCAAGUGCAGAACUUUUACAGUGUUUUUCUGAUCUAAAAGAUAAUGCAUUGUUACCGAGUGCAGGAUAUUUACAAGUUCUGGCCAACCGCAUGACCUUGGACUCCCAGGGACGCCUGGUGUUGCGUGAAAAUGGCAAAAUUGUUCUACCUUUUGAGCACUUUGCUAAUGCAGUCAUGUUAAAGCACAUGUCCGGUCCCCAUGGUCUACAUUUGAGUGUCGAUGCAACCGUACGAGCCGUACUAGAAUCCUAUACCAUUGGAAGAGAGAAUUUCGGCAUGGAAAAGGAGUUCAUUAUUGAGGUGGUACAAUCAUGUCCCAGCCCGGCUUGCCGCUAUUAUAAAAAUCAUGUUGGCAUAUCACCGUUACCAUUUAUGGACCAGCAAUUUCCUGGGGUUAGUCCGGAAUUUUUGCAGCAUUUGCCACAUCUUCCACCGCCUCCACCACCACAUGGCCAUGUCCCAGGAGCAGGUGGGGGUGGUGGUGGUACUGUCAGUGGCCCUAGUUCUGCGGGCAGUACAAGCUCAGCUACCAGCAGUUCUGCUGGUGGUGGUGAAGUGGAUUUAUCUGCCAAGUCGCCACUUUUUCCGCCACAACUUCAACAUUUAACGAAGCAACAACAAUCACAGUUAUCGCAGAUUAGUGCAGCUGUGGCUGCUGUUGCCAAGCAGCAGCAACAACAACAACAGCAACAUCAUCAGCAACAGCAGCAGCAACAACAUCAUCAACAACAGCAGCAGCAACAAGCGGCAUUACAGCAAGCCGCCGCUGCAGCUGCUGCCCAACAACAGCAGCAACAAUUGACGGCAGCUUUGUUGCAACAACAACAAAGUCGUGCAUUGGCCCAACAAAGUUUUGAGAAAUUUAAUAAUCUAUCCGCCCUAGAAAAGCAAAGGGUCCUAUCAUCCGCCGCUGCCAUGGCUCUGUCGGCUGGUAAUCCUAACCAAGGCGUCCCCUUGCCAACACAUCACAGUGCUCAUCAUCAAUUACCACCUCCACCGCAAUCGCCCACCGCUAUGCACAGCAGUAAUCGUCAUGAUUUAAUGCCCACCUCAGCUACUGGUUCAUCGACAUCAUCCAAUUCGUCGACAGCAUCGUCGUCCACAGCUCACAUGGUUGAACAAAUGGUGCAGAAAAGUGUCGAAACUUUACGCUCAAAUCUUGAAACUUUGGAAUCGAAUAAAGACCUCUUGGCUCUUCACAAUGGUGCCUGGUCCACCAACAAUCAGGAAAUAAACUCACGUGAUAACUUACCAGUUGGCCAGGAUAAGAUAGUUCGUGUAUUUUCCGAAUUAAUGCGUAACAUGGCACGUAUGAAAACCUACAUACGUCCUUCAAUGUGCAAACCAUAUGGCAAACAAAGUGAAUCUUUGCAGAAAACUUUAAUGGACACCAUACAAAUUGUCCAAACUCUUCGCAAUUAUCUACCACCACCGCAUAUCCAAGUAUCCUCUUGGAAGAGUGAGAGCGAGGGUACAUCAAAUUUAGGUGAUGGCAGUGCUGGUGUUAUAGGUGGCGGCGUCGGCGGUCCAUCUGUUGGAAGUAUUGGUGCUAUGUCUUCUGGUGGCAAUGGUCCAUCACUCAUUACAAAUCUAUCAACAAAUCGCAUUGAGAAUUUAAGCAAUUAGAGUGGAGAAGUUUUUUUGGAGGGUAAGUUAUGUCUAAGUUUUAGUUUCGAAAAAUCAACGAUAAUGACGAGAGGGAGAGAGAGAGAUAUGAAAGAUAGAAUGCCAUAAUAAUUUAGGUAUAUGCCCAACAGCAAAAUCAUUCCAGUAAGCGUUUAGCUUGACACGUUAGAUAUGCAAAUUAAAUAUUCCACUGGUUUUAUUCUUAUCUGAGAGACUUAGACUUGAGGGACUUCAAUUUCAAUUUUUGUAUAAAAAGUUCUUCGACUCCGAUUUUUUUCUAUAAAAAA
Musca domestica (house fly) is the source of this 2693-nucleotide messenger RNA. RefSeq lists its product as uncharacterized. NCBI's taxonomy places the organism in Eukaryota, Metazoa, Arthropoda, Insecta, Diptera, Muscidae. The transcript is spliced from 6 exons. The coding region runs from base 364 to 2406 and encodes 680 amino acids. The record is from RefSeq and is a predicted model, not a curated record.